UCGUUGAGUCAACUAGAGUAGAGCCACUUUGAGUUUACACAUUUACUGAUUCACUCGCACAGAUUAAAACUAAGGGAGCUUCACGCUAGGCUUCCAGUUCACUCGUGUGUUCACUCGCGUCGCGGCCUACUGACAUGGCGGUUGUGUGUGUGUUACGGACUAGUGGUUUAUAUUUGUUAUUAUUUUUAACAUUAAAUACAUGCGCUGAGUCGCCGCCAUGGAUAUUCAAUGUGAAACUAAACAAUUACACGUGCAACGAUAAUAAAUGUGUUUACAAUUUAGACGUGAGCGGGUUGUAUCAGUGGUCUUUAACCUACGAAGCGGUGCCGCGCGACAGGCUCUGUGAGCCGGAAUUUAAUGUUGUGAGCUCCGGUAAUGUUGAUAUUGAAGUACCAAAUACGGAGAAAAAGUUGUAUUUCUGUGUUAAAAGUCCAGAAGGCGUUUGGUUAAGUCAAGGAGAACAAUUAUAUUUGGACGGCAGUGACGUCAUCGGGCGUACCUUCAGCAAUCGAUCUGAUAAAAACGACAAUUUAUAUGAAGAUAUUGAAAAUUUUGAUACACCAAACAGCAUUGAAAAUGGCGUCGACACAACUGGAUUCCACGACGACAUGGAAGUCAACAGAGACGGCGAGGAAGUCGCUAAAACUAUCGUUGAGACAUUCUCAUACCCGCCACGUAAACCGGAAAAGUAUAAGGAUGAGGAAGUAGUUAAGGUAUUACAAGAACUGGUUGAAAAUGAACAUGUGGAGGAGAAACUGCGAUCAAAACGUCAGGCGGAUGAUGUAGCCAACAGCACUGAUGGGACCGCUGCGAGUGCAAAUGUAUCGGCUAAUACUGAUGGGAAAGAAGAGACGGCUGCUGUGGAAAACACUAAUGAUACUAGUUUGGGACCAAAAGUUAUAAUCAAUGCACCUCUAGAUCUCACACCCAUUAAAGUUAUGGGCUUAAGAGUCGAGGAAUCCGCGAAGGAGCCAAAAAUUGUAGAUGGAAUGAUUCCGAGCGUACUGAGAGAAACCAAAUUUACAUUGAGACUUUUCGGCGAAGGGUUAACGAAUGACACCAUCAUAGCAUUCACCCAUAUUCCUGAAGGAUAUAAUCAACCCUGCGAUCAUCUGCUCAACGGUGAAUAUAAGGUAAACCACGCAUUCACAGACUCCGCGCUUUUGGAACUGGAAGCACCGCCACCCCUCGAAGAUUACAAAUUCUAUAUCUGUGCGAAGAAGCCUGGCGGCAGCUUCCUUCAUCAAGGACCAGAGGAUUGGAAGAUCUUGGCUACACACAACAAGCUCUUACCUCUCUGGGCCUCUUUAAUCCUUAUCGUGAUAUUGCUGAUGUUGGCUUCGCUUUUCUCUGGUCUUAACUUGGGUCUGAUGGCCCUGGACCGCACUGAGCUGAAGAUCAUAGCCAACACUGGUACCGAGAAGGAGAGGAAGUAUGCCAGGGCUAUCAUGCCUGUCAGAUCUCACGGAAACUACCUCUUGUGUACUAUUCUUCUGAGUAACGUGGCUGUAAACAGUACCUUCACUGUCAUCCUGGACGAUCUCACCUCUGGACUGGUGGCCGUUAUCGGGUCGACCCUGGCUAUCGUGUUUAUCGCGGAGAUCACUCCUCAGGCUAUAUGUGCAAGGCAUGGUUUGCUGAUUGGUGCCAAGAGUAUCUGGAUUAUGAAGAUCGUGAUGGGUAUCUGCGCGCCGCUGGCGUGGCCGACGAGCAAGCUCCUCGACUAUUUCCUUGGAGAGGAGAUUGGAACACAUUACAACAGGGAGAGGUUGAAGGAGCUUGUCAGGGUCACAAACCAUGUGAACGACCUGGACAAAGAGGAAGUCAACAUCAUCUCUGGAGCUCUCGACCUUCGCAAGAAGACCGUGAAAGACGUGAUGACCAAGCUGAAGGACUGUUUCAUGCUGCCCAUCAACAGCGUGCUCGACUUCGAGACCAUGUCUGAGAUCGUCAAGUCUGGUUACUCCCGUAUCCCGGUGUACGAGGGCAGUCGCGGCAACAUCGUGACGGUGCUGUUCAUCAAGGACCUCGCGUUCGUGGACCCCGACGACAACACGCCGCUGCGCACGCUCUGCCAGUACUACCAGAACCCCUGCAACUUCGUCUUCGAGGACGUCACGCUUGAUGUCAUGCUUAAGCAGUUUAAAGAAGGUCACAAGGGCCACAUGGCGUUUGUGCAGCGUAUAGAGGAGGGCGAUGGGGACCCGGUGUACGAGACCGUGGGGCUGGUCACCCUCGAGGACGUCAUCGAGGAGAUGAUACAGGCGGAGAUCGUCGACGAGACUGACGUCAUCAGUGACAACCGCACCAAGAAGCGUCUGAUGCGUCCGCUGAACAAGUUCCAGGACAUGGCCGCGUUCGUGGGCCACCACGAGCACCAGCGCGUGCACGUGUCGCCGCAGCUCGUACUCGCCACCUUCCAGUUCCUCAGCACCAGCGUGGAUCCGUUCAAGCCGGAGAUGAUCUCGGAGACGGUGCUGCGGCGCCUGCUGAAGCAGGACGUGAUCCAGCACAUCAAGCUGCGCGGCGACGAGGACAAGAACGACCUCAAGAGAUACGUCUUCCAGGAGGGCAAGCCGGUGGAUUAUUUCGUGUUGAUCCUGGAGGGCCGCGUGGAGGUGACGGUGGGUCGCGAGAACCUCGUGUUCGAGGCGGGACCCUUCACGUACUUCGGCGUGCAGGCGCUCACGCAAAACGUGGGACUGGCUGAAACUCCGGCGCCGUCAAGUCUUGGCUCGCUGCAGAACCUGAACAUGGACUCGAUGCUGCGCCACACGUUCGUGCCGGACUACUCCGUGCGCGCCAUCGUCGACCUUUACUAUCUUACUAUCAAGAGAUCCAUGUACCUGGCUGCCAAACGCGCUACACUUAUGGAGAAAGGAGUUCUGAACAAGGGCGGCACCAACGAGCAGAUAGAACCAGAAGUAGACAAGUUACUUCGCGAGGGAGACAGAAUCGAAGAGCUUCGAGAGCCGGACGAUUUGUCCAAACAGCACUUGCCGACAUCCGCGAGUCCCCACACGAACGCGACGUUCAAGUCACUUCUGGACAAAGACGAAGCCGCCAACCCCGAAGAAGAGCGCCUUCUCAAGAAGUAGCACUCCGCACCCCACGCAGUAAGACAACGUUACUUAAAAACAACGCGCAAAUGAACAAUGUAGUGUAGUGGAAUGGCGGCAGAUUUGAGUCUUGUUAGCAAUUUGAUGAUUUUCUCUAACCUCUAAAUUAGGUAACUGCUAUGAAUAGCGUUACCGAUAUUUCCGCUAGUACUAUUUUAUCCAAUAGAUAUUGAUACUGGUAUUGCUGUAUCAACUGUAGGUGAUUUAUUUAUAUUUCGAUAUUUUUUCUAAACCACUAUUUAGAAUAUUUUUUAUCAAAUCGGUCGCCAUUUGUUAUACCGAGUUAGUAUGUCAAGAACACGAAUCGGGGUUUUAAAUGCAUGUUAGUGUAAGUGAAAUGUAGUAUUUUAAUAAUUUUACCUAGUAAAGCAUUUGUUGCAAUUUUUAACAAAUAGAUAUUAGUCUAUAAUGUUUAAUUUAUUUGUUUUUGUACUUAUUUCUUGCAUGAAAGACGCGUUCCCGCCUUUUCGCCCAAAUUAUGCUUCCCGAAAAUAGUGACAAACUAAAACCGUGCCAAAACAUAUUGAUCGUUAUGAAGAUCAUUUCAGGAGUUUCCAAACGGAUCAGAUUUUUUAGUACUUAACCGAGUUUAUGGGGGAACUAUUUCAGCUAUGAAUUAUUUGGCACGGUUAUCGGAAUUCCUUACUCAUGUUGAAAUGGUUCAACUCGGCAAAUAUUUUUAUUUGUCAUUUUAACCGAGUAAGGAAGAUUGAUCUGUUUAUAUCUAUUUUUGGGAAGCUGUCUGAUACAUCACCGUUUGUACAAUACGCUCUCUUCCGUGUAUGGAAGACGUUUUAGCAUUUAUCUCGAUUUAGCGAAUUUAAUUCGCAUGGUUUUUUAAAAUAUCAAGCCUAGGGUCAGGUAUUUUUAAUUGAAUAAAAUUAGUAGAAUUAAUAAGUAAGUACAUUUCAGGCUUCAUGGUAAAAUAUCCAGUACUUUUACUGUACAUAACCUGACCAAAGCCAUUUAUUACAAUCAUUUCAAGUAUUCAAUAUGUAAACACGCCUUGGUAUUGUUAUAAUCUAAACAGUCAUAAAUACGUAAUCCCUCACAAAAUAGUUUUUUAGUAUUUUAGACACAUGUCGUAUCAUUUUAGUGAAAUAAUCAUGUAUUUACAAUAACGGAUUUAUUACUGUGCAUGCUCUAAUUGUGGUGGGUAAUAGACAGAAGCAACUUUAUUGCCUAUAUUGUCGAUUAUGCCACGAAGAGAGAGGCCUUAAAUACCUCAGAAUAUUCACACGUUAAUUUCUCCACAAUAAAUCCGUUAGUUACAAUCAUUUUUAAAUAAUUGACAAAGUAAGUUAAAUAAUAGGAUAUAUAAACAUUUUAACUUCCAACCUACGUGCCUUAAAAUAACGAUUAAAUAACUCGGGUGCUUUUAAAAGUCAGCGAUGAAUGUAUUUUAAACACUGACAUGGUGUAGUAAUAGAAUACUGCCCGUCAAUUGUACUUAUAUUGUGUAAUAAAUGUACUUUUCUAUGUAAUUAUAUUAUAAGCCAACAACAGUCAAUAAAGACAAACAUCUUUGGACGUAUGACGCACUUAGCUAUGAAACACAUUUUAUGGCUGAACAUUAUUUGAAAUAUUUUUUUUGUUAGAAAUUGUGACGCCUUAUUUAUGUUAUAAUAAAUUUGGUAAUUUAUAAAUUGAGUUGACAUUGCCUUCAGUAUUCUUUAUACCUUAAUUUAUCGUAUAUUACUUUGUUAAUUUAGCAUCAAUGACUUUAAUAUGAAAAUUGUUUGAAUGCAUUUAUAAAUUAUUCUCAAGAUUUAAAAUUGCUGUAACUAACGCGUUACGAUUUCAACAUAAACAAUUUGAACAGCCAGUGCGUCAUAUUUUUAUAAAGGUGUUGAACGAAUUAUAAUAAAAUAGUGGCCUUACAACAAAAUGUUAUCAUGUUAAAACAUAUUUUGUAUGAAUUUUAUAUUACAAUUAAGAGUUACGCUUCGGUAUGUACAUGUCUAUGCUGAAUUACGUAAUCGAAUCAUAUGAAUGUUAUUUCGUUUUUAAAAAUGGAAAUGAAUGAUUUAUUGAGCUUAU
Molecule: messenger RNA, 5159 nt
Organism: Manduca sexta (tobacco hornworm)
Lineage: Eukaryota; Metazoa; Arthropoda; Insecta; Lepidoptera; Sphingidae
Product: metal transporter CNNM4
Exons: 14
Coding region: 135-3098 (987 amino acids)
Biological process (GO): transport; magnesium ion homeostasis
Cellular component (GO): plasma membrane
Molecular function (GO): transmembrane transporter activity
Source: RefSeq, a predicted model, not a curated record